ACAUGGCAGGGGAGAGCCCUCUUUAUCUUGCUGUUGAGAGGGGAUAUCACGAUAUUGUGGAUCUGAUUUUAGGAACUUGUAAAUCACCAUCUUAUCAUGGUCCUCAUUUUACAACGGCUUUGCAUCGUGCAGCAAUGGGGAACUCCUUAGAAUGCGUGAAAUUGCUAUUAGGCAAGUUGCCAAAUCUCACAAAGGAGGCAGAUCGUGAUGGACAGACUGCAUUACAUAUUGCUGCAAAACUUGGUCACCAGGAAGUUAUAAAAUUACUACUGUCAGCCGAUAAGUCUAUGGCCUAUACCAGGUCUUGCAAGGUUAACUCCAAGACGUCCAAUACAGCCCUACAUUUAGCAGUGAAGUUUGGGCAUUUAAAUGUGGUAAAAGAAAUUUUAUCACACUGCCCGGAUUGUUGGGAGAUGCGCAAUGGUUAUAACCAGAACAUUCUUCAUCUUGCUGUGGUAAAAGAGCAGAAACAAUUGUUGGACUUCAUCUUAGACAACGUUUGGGCUUCUGAACUCAUCAAUGAGAGGGACCUUGAUGGAAAUACUCCUCUCCAUCUUUAUGCUGCUACUAAAAAUUUGGAUGGCUGUAAUCUCAUAAGUCACAUCCAUGCAGAUAAGAAUGCCUUCAAUUUUGCUAAUUUCACUCCGCUAGAUGUGGUCGUACAAGCUUCUGAUCAGACUGAAAGACUGAAUGUAAUCAAGGAUGAGCUGGAGAGAAAUGGUGCUACUCGAGGAUUUCGAUGUAGUGGAACUAGAUUGAAAGGAAAGCGUGGAAAAGCACUUUGCGAAAGCAACCAAUGUCAUCGACCAGAAGAAGAUUCAAAAAGCAAAGCUGACACUUAUUUGAUAGUUGCUGCACUGAUACUAACAGUCACUUUUGCGGCUGGUUUUACUGUUCCAGGAGGCUAUGAAAAUGGUGAUGGUCCAAAUAAAGGCAUGGCAGUUCUAAGACACAAACGAUCUUUCAUUGUCUUUGUAAUUGCUGAUAUGAUUGCCUUGGUAUACUCCUCAGCAGCAGUUUUUAUACAAUAUAUGUUUUCACCUUCAGAGGGUGAAUACUUCUUAUGGCACAGUUUUCCUACUACACAUGGGAACAUUAGAAUUGCCCUGAUGGCAAUGGUGACUGCAUUUAUUUCGGGCCUGUUUGCUGUGCUUUCAUCACCGAUAAUGAAAGCCUUGCUAUGUUCUUUGGGGAUCACUUCAUUGCUUGGGUUUAUGGGAUUUUUUGUAAUUUUUACAAAUGGAUACCGCUGCUUUCAGCUCAACAACGCUGGAAAUCGGUGUAAGAUCAUUUUGUCAGUGUGGCCCGUGUGGGGUGGCGGACUUGGAUUUGCAAUUGGUAGGAUCCUGUAUUAG
Molecule: messenger RNA, 1355 nt
Organism: Coffea arabica (coffee)
Lineage: Eukaryota; Viridiplantae; Streptophyta; Magnoliopsida; Gentianales; Rubiaceae
Source: RefSeq, a predicted model, not a curated record